AUGAGCUCACAGGGAGACAGCCAGCGGUCGCAGGACAGCACCAUGACUCUAAUGCAGGAGAACGUCUCCGAAGUUCUUUACUUUGCCUACGGCUCCAACCUCUCGACUGAACAGAUGCGACAGCGCUGCCCACACUCUACUCCCGUCGGCCUGGCAUAUCUCAAGGGCUGGAAAUGGAUAAUCAACGCUCGCGGAUACGCAAACGUGGUGCAACUCCCCGUCGACUCGGACGACGACACCCCCGACGCUGAAGCCAACAAACAACUCACCGUAAAGGGCAAAGAGAAGGCUGAAAGGCUGGCGGAUGACGAAGUGGAUGGGGUAUACGGGCUGCUUUACCUCGUUCCGUCUGCGGACGAAGAGAGGCUGGAUGGGUAUGAGGGCGUGCCAUGGGCUUACAAGAAGUUCCAGGUGGAUGUGAAGUGGGCGAGUGCAACUGGAGAUGAGGACAACACAUUGAGAGCACUGAUUUACAUCGAUGAUAUGAGGAUGGAUGAGGAUGUGCCAAAGGAUGAGUACAUUGACAGGAUGGAAGAUGGUAUCGAGGAUGCGGUUGAGAAUUGGGGUUUGGAUGAAGACUAUGUGGACAGAGUCAUGAGGAGGUUCUGGGAGUGA
Molecule: messenger RNA, 615 nt
Organism: Fusarium pseudograminearum CS3096
Lineage: Eukaryota; Fungi; Ascomycota; Sordariomycetes; Hypocreales; Nectriaceae
Exons: 1
Coding region: 1-615 (204 amino acids)
Molecular function (GO): gamma-glutamylcyclotransferase activity
Source: RefSeq, a predicted model, not a curated record